This is a messenger RNA of Cyprinodon variegatus (sheepshead minnow), 632 nucleotides long. It is a transcript of the gene snrpd1, whose product is annotated as small nuclear ribonucleoprotein D1 polypeptide. The transcript has 4 exons. Gene Ontology annotation, molecular function: RNA binding. The coding region runs from base 137 to 496 and encodes 119 amino acids. Gene Ontology annotation, biological process: spliceosomal snRNP assembly; RNA processing. The record is from RefSeq and is a predicted model, not a curated record. Lineage: Eukaryota; Metazoa; Chordata; Actinopteri; Cyprinodontiformes; Cyprinodontidae. Gene Ontology annotation, cellular component: U12-type spliceosomal complex; commitment complex; U5 snRNP.
UCCUCUUCUUAGUAGCCGCUUGAUGACGCCACAUCCCUGAACGUUUCUUCUACGUACAACAGCGGCCUGUGUUUUCACUCGAUCGCUGUAAUUUUUCUCUUCAGUGGAGGAUUUUACUCUGCUGUUUGCUACCACCAUGAAACUAGUCAGGUUUUUGAUGAAGCUCAGCCAUGAGACUGUGACCAUUGAACUGAAGAAUGGAACCCAGGUUCAUGGCACCAUCACAGGUGUUGAUGUGAGCAUGAAUACCCACCUGAAGGCGGUGAAGAUGACCCUGAAGAACAGGGAGCCCACUCAGCUGGAGUCGCUGAGCAUCAGAGGCAACAACAUCCGCUACUUCAUCCUGCCAGACAGCCUUCCUCUGGACACCUUGCUGGUGGAUAUCGAGCCUAAGAUAAAAUCUAAGAAGAGAGAAGCAGUGGCAGGGCGGGGACGAGGCAGGGGACGUGGACGUGGGAGAGGAAGAGGACGAGGGCGAGGAGGACCGAGGAGAUGAUCAUCUGGUCUUUCUGGUUUUUCUCAUUGUUUCACUGUUUGUACAGGAUUUUCCUUUUUUUUCCAUUCAGAGAAAAUGAUUUGUGAAUUUCAGUGUGUUUUUCUUUUUUUGUACAAUAAAACAAGAUGACAAAGAG